AUGUCUUCCGGAACGGACUUCAAAGGGAAGAUUCUAAAAGUGCGUCGAGAGGUGCAACUGUCCAGUGAUUCCAAAUCAUUGCUACGCGUGUUAAAAGAAACAAAGCGCUGCUUGGAUGGAUUAGCGAACGAACCCAACUACACGGUAUGUGUGGCCCAUCUCGUGAAAGAGCUAGUGGACUGGGUUGCCAUAAAGGAGGAUAAUGAUCUUCAAACCGUUGCCGCAAAGGAAUGUCUCGAUCUGCUGGAAGAGUUUCUACUGGUUUGCCAUCAGGCUGACAGUACGACCAGAUCAUACCUUGUGGCACGACUGUACAAUGCGUUCGUUGCGCUUCUACGAAAGGAUGCUAACCGUCAACGUACUAGAACGAAGCUGUAUAUCGCUCGCCUAAUGAAUCAGUUUCCAAUUGUGAACGAUCAGGCAGAUCUUUUUGUACGGGUGAAGCAAGUCGUGCUGAAGACAGUACACGAAGCCAAAGAAACGAAGGAACUAACGGAGGAGGGUGCAGAUUUGGUAAUAGCAAUGCAACGCAAUUUGCUAAUCCACGAGGCCGGUAAUGCACGAACAACGAUGGAUGGAAAUCGUCAGCCGGCGUUGACGCAUUUCCGUGAAGUGUUCGACAACGGUAUGGCCAUACUGUGCCGGUUGUAUGCCGUCAGCCACACAAAAGCUGAACUACUGUACCAAACCAUUAUGCAAACGAUGCUAACGAUCGUUAAACCGGACGAGCGGGAACUAAUCAGCUUGCUGGACGAUAGCGUUGCUUUUGUCGAAACCAUACUCGGGUAUGUCGGACGGGAAGAUGGAGACUAUUAUCGGUUUGCCGAAUUUUUCAUCAUAUUCGAAGGUAUAAGGAGCGAACCGUACGCCAGCUGCUACCGGUUGGUAAGCAUGAUGGUACAGCUCGUUAAACAAAUUCAACCAACGGAACAACAAAUCGAAAACAUCACCAAAUACGUACGGUCAGUUCACGGAACGUUCGCCGACCAUCAGCUGGUGGUUAGGGUAACUAUAUUUAUCACUUGUCAAGCUAUCCCCUACUUGACCCGAUUGUCCCAGGAGUAUUUGUUGAACGUAUCCCAUGCAGCAAUUGGACUUUGCAAAGCGCUUAUGCGUUUUGUGUACCAGUAUCCGACGGACACCGGGCCCGAGUUGUGUCGCACGUGCACAAACUCAUGGCGUCAUUUGGUCGAUAAGCUGCUGAGCAUAAUGAUGCAUUUAAACGUCGCUCAAGCUAGGAAUGCGACCGAACAGCGACACGAUCUCAACAAGUUGACUUAUUCGGUAGGACGAAGCUGUGAGUUGAUCAAACGGAAACUAGCAUUGCUAGAAGAGCUGGGCUGUGAACGAAAGCGAUCGUUAAUCGACAGUACGAUGCGUCACGGUGUCUCCUGGCUAAAGUUUGCCCUAAUGCUUCUCCGCGAGGAUAACCGAGCGACGACUGAGGAAGCGGUAGAAAUCGUACACACCAUCAAGUUGCUAAUAUCCGUACAAAACCGAUACCGGUUUGAGUUUUUGUCUGAUCUAUACCUUGUACGACUGCUGGAGAACAGUUACACCGAUCGGCCCGGAGCGGGUGGAGUUGCAUCUUGCUGGGCGAAUGUUAGCAUUCGAUUGCUCAAGCUAUUGCUAACCCUCCGUGACGCACCGUCAGGUUCGACCGAGGAACAUAGGGCAACCAUAAGUUCAAUCAUACGGUCGAUUAUGUGCUACCAAAUGAAUGCAGCAGAGACGGAUUCGGUCCGUACGUUCACCAUUCUACAGCUGUACGAUCAUCCAUCCUUCGAUCGGCAUGGUUUCACAUUCGAUUGCUUACCAUCGCGUGCGGAAAAGGUUACCAUUUUCGCCGAGGAAAUGACGCUGGUGAUAAAGUACAAGACGUCCAACACACUUCCACCGUGGGAUUAUAUGGUCGAGCUGACGAAGGUGGUCGAUAUUCGUGAAAAUUGUCUCUCCUUUGGCAUGGCAUUGCACGGAUUCAAUGAGAACGAUGCCGGGAAGUUACCAGAGACGAUGAUGGACACACUGCUAGAUGCUUUAACGGCGUACCAACCGGUGAACACAUUGGAACGCAUAAAACGUAGCGCAGCACUGGGCAUAGUUUGCUAUUAUACGUUUAGCUCGAUUAGCCGAACGAUAAUAAGUCGUUUACGGGAGCUUCCGUUGAAAACGGGCCUCUGGCGCAACGAGCAAAUCGAUGAGAUACUGAUCGAGAACCAGCUUGACCGCGAGACGGCACUUUUCAAGCGAAUGGAAGCGAUCCGGCAACAUUACGGUGAGCUGUUGGCUACAUUGGCAGCAGAAGGCUUUCAAUCGCUUUGGGUACUGCCCUCCGUUACGCAUAUAUCGAGCAUACUGGAUAAUAUUGCUCGCUUGUACCAUCUGAACUAUCAUCCGCAUCGAGCGGUUGAGUUACAGAGGUUAAAUUUACUUCUCGUCGCUCAACGGCGUGACACACGACCGCUGGAUCAAUGCGCUUCGUUAGCCUUCCUUCUAGAACAGCACCAGCUAGCGGAUGUACAGUUGAGGCAACAGGACGACACCUUGCCACCACAUGCUGGAGGUUCACUAGCAACGUUGGAGGAUUUAGCAAAACGGGCGAAAAGCUUAUUGCCGCCAUCAGGCAGCAUUGACGACGUGCCGGACAAUCGUAAGCUUCAACUGUUAAAUCUAUACCUUGGACUCGCGGUGUACUAUGCCUCUCGGCGUAGACUGGAAGUGGCGCUUCGUUUGAUUCAGCGUGCCCUAGACCAUCUGGAUGGAUCGAGCAAUGUCGAUACAGUCAGACAACUAUUGCAGGGACGUACGGCACAGAUCAUCUUCCGGCUUGCUACAGAGUACGGAUUGCCGUGGCCCGAUUCUGUCCCUCCGCUAGCGUUCAUGAAGCGCAUGCUGUCCAGUUUCAGCGAGCUGCAGAAGCUCGCAAACGAACACAUAUUUACACUGUCGCUUGCCACGAUCGACAUGACGGUAGAUGUACUGCAGUAUCUGAUCGUACGGUACGAUACCGGACCGAUGAUUGAACCGUACUUGGAGCAGCUGCUUAAGUUUGUGCUGCGUAGAGGGGCUGGUUUAAGGGCGAUGCAGUUGUUGCUGCUAUGCGGUCAGAUGUAUGCCGAUAUGCAGAAGUUGGAUCGAUGCGAGAUCAUACUAAUGUACCUUGAACGAUUACUAAUGUUGCUUCCGAUCCUGCCGGAAGAAGGAAAGGAAAAUGGAAAAGUGAUCGAUGAUCUGUCACUAGCGGGAAGCAAUAAAACCGUUCCCUAUAAGGGAGUCAAUAGCUUACCACAACCGGGUCAUACUGUCAUUAUCGAAGAUCUCGUUGACGUUGAAAGAGAAGCGGCACCAAAGCACCGACACGCUCCUACAUUCCACCCUGGAAGAUCUCCUGCGCGCAAUGAAAUAACAGCAAACGAAACGAAUAUUCAGCAGUACCUAAUGUUCCGGCACUCAUCGGGGUGCGACUGUCGCUACUGUAGCUAUCCACAAUAUAAAUCGAUCGCAUUUCAAACCGCUGCCCUUGCUGUCAGAUUAACCGUCCUGCAGCAGACUAAAUCGACGAAACACAUCGAACGUGCGUACCAAACCGUGAUCGAACACUGGCGGAUGCAAGUGUACCCUCAGAUUCUUACCUGGACUGUGCCGGUGUACCGGACGGAUCUGUCCGUAGCAGUAACACGAACCCUUGUGCAUCGAGGUCAGUUUCUCGUCCGGCAGCAGCUGUUCGAGCGUGCCCGUGAGGUGUAUGGUUGGGCCUUGGAGCUUACUGAGCACAGCAUCGAUCCAGCACUAUCCGUUGACAUACGGUUUAAUAUCAAAGCGUUAGAUAUGUUAGUGCAGCGAUCAGUGCAACAAUCCAACCUUCCUCGUCCAAAACGUAGCCGAUCGAUGAUUGAGUCCCGUUACGCUGAGCUGCUUGCAAGAAAAGGGGAAGCGAAUGGGGAAGCGCCGGAUAUGGGUCUAUUAACUAGCAAUCUGAGCAAUUUGACAAUGAAAACUCCGAAGGCGGAUAGGGUAGCUGUUCGUUCACGAACGCCACCCAAAACGGUCAAUCGUGUGAAUGAGUUGCUACGGCAGGCAAUGUCACGGCGCCAGCAACUAAAAACCACCGAACCGGACACGUUUCUUGUGUCGGAUGGUAUUAUCCCCAGGCGUCCAUAUUCCGCAUCCGCUCGUAAACCAAAAACAGUCAACGUUUUUGUGGAUUCACCACCGAAUCGUACGGUAGUUCCGGCAACAGUUGGUAAAAUGUUAAAACCGGCCUCCAUAUCAUCAACACUGACAAUGGUUAAAUCCAAAGCAAAGCUCCCGAAAUCCAACGUGUUUGAUGUGAUGGGCGCAAGCAAUAGCAGUAAGCCGAACGCUCAAAGUGAGUUGGGAAUUUCAACGGAAAGCUGUCGUCGCCGCACAGCAAAACGCGGAAUGAUUAGGGAACCAACAACGGAAAAGCUCGAACCAACAACGCCAAUCCAUAACUUACAAUCGUACAAGGAUGCUUUGGUGCAAGAAAGUCCUACGUGUACUCCGCCACCUCGCACGGCUAGUGAAAAUGUCACCGGUCGCAAGGUUCGUCGCUUGUUGAUAGAUGAGUUCCCCAGUCUAAGCGUAUCGAGCAACAGCGAUGGGCCAACGAAAACAACCCAAACAGCACAGAAACGUACCGAUAGUCCGGUACUGAAUGGAUCGUUCAGGGAUGCGCUUGUACUCGGUGGUGCAACAAAAAAGCACGAUAGCGGUGACGACGCGGUGAUCGUGCUAGAUGAUUCACAUGACUCCAGUUAUAAAUCAGACGAAGCGAUCGAUACCAGCAUUGUGCAAAGCCGUGCCGUUUCGGCGGACAAACGUAGCGGACUUUCGCUUAAAUCUUACUCCGCUCGGAAGCGUCUGCUCGAUAGUGGUGGCUAUGCGCUGGCAUCACCGGCUGUCCGGUCAGUGGUAACGAACCGUAGGACCCCGCUGUUGGUAACUAAAACGAAGCUACAAUUUGAUGAACCAAGUCCAGAGUCUACCGGCAACGAUGGUGCAAAGCAAUUGGCAGCGGAAAUAAGUAGCAGUAAUAAGAGAGCCAAUACGAGGCUGGCAGAUGGAAAACCGGUACGUUUGAAUGGUAAAAUAACUGCCAAAUCAGCACCGAGCACGGUUGAUAAACCGAGCGCCGUUCCAAAGGUAGAACCGCGUAUGAGUAGUAUUGCUUCGCGCACAAGAUUACGUAGGAAACGAAUCUGA
Messenger RNA from Anopheles marshallii, 5226 nucleotides. RefSeq lists its product as uncharacterized. NCBI's taxonomy places the organism in Eukaryota, Metazoa, Arthropoda, Insecta, Diptera, Culicidae. The transcript is spliced from 3 exons. The record is from RefSeq and is a predicted model, not a curated record. Bases 1 to 5226 code for a protein of 1741 amino acids.